Macrosiphum euphorbiae (potato aphid) is the source of this 309-nucleotide messenger RNA. The record is from the annotation of a GenBank genome assembly. Lineage: Eukaryota; Metazoa; Arthropoda; Insecta; Hemiptera; Aphididae.
AUGUUGCCAACAAGUGCAGUUCAGCUGCACAUACUUUUAGAAAACCCUGUGUUAAGACAUUAUUUUUUGAAAAAAAAGAAAAGGCAAGCUGUUCAUAAUAUGAAUAAGUGUCGUUCAAAGUUUGGUGAAUUUCACCACGUGUACAAAAACUUACGUGAGCAUCCAGACCGUUUUUUUAAAUUUUUAAGAAUGUCUAUCGCAACUUUUGAUUUUCUGGUGAAUAGAAUUAAGGGUCGAAUUUCAAAAAAAAAGACCAAUUUUAAAGAACCAAUAUCGGCAACAGAACGAACAUAUGUCACAUUAAGGUAA